Strongylocentrotus purpuratus (purple sea urchin) is the source of this 2397-nucleotide messenger RNA. Its product is annotated as F-box only protein 7-like. The transcript has 10 exons. Bases 361 to 1791 code for a protein of 476 amino acids. Gene Ontology annotation, molecular function: protein kinase binding. NCBI's taxonomy places the organism in Eukaryota, Metazoa, Echinodermata, Echinoidea, Camarodonta, Strongylocentrotidae. Gene Ontology annotation, biological process: positive regulation of autophagy of mitochondrion; autophagy of mitochondrion. The record is from RefSeq and is a predicted model, not a curated record.
UGUGGCUUGUUGCAUUGAUGAUGCAUACUCAUUCAGUCAAGUUUCGGCUACAUCUUAUACAACCUGUGCUUUAAGCAUUGUGGAGGAGUUCAAACACAGAUGUAUUUAGAAUUAGGAAGUGGAUUCAAAAGUCCAUCCUAGUGUAGUUUAUAACCUACAACAGAUGAUAAUAAGGAUGUGAUUUAGUCUACUAUUUAGAGCAGAUUAGAGCCUGGAAGCUUUGAGCUGAGCCUGAAUGGGAGGGACCCAAUCAACGGAUCCCCAGAUGAUCUUCUAGAGACCUUUGGCAUCGUGUCAGGUGACCUGAUCAAAGUACUCGUCCAAAGCGAACCAGAUCCAACAUCCAACCAGAAUGGGGCGAUGUCAAGCAACGGUACAGGAGCCAAUCCAAGAGGGGGGAGACCACGUCCUUAUGCCCGCAUCAAUGGGAGCCUUGUCACUACCGGUGAAUGCACCCCAUCAGAGAGGAGACCGGAGCCUAGGGGUGCGGUAUCUGAAGAGGAGAAAGGUAACCAUGCCAAUCCAGAGGAUGAGAUGAGUACAGAGGAAAAAGAAGCCAGGGAACAACUAGCUAAACUUGAAAGUGAAGCAGAAAUGGGAGAAAAGAUCUCGGAACCCAUGCUUUGUAGAGAUGCAGAAGGUGACAAGAUUCCCUUGCGUUUGAAGGAGCUGUGUGAGGAGAUCCAACCAGAGAACUCUGGUGAUGCCUUGUGCCUAGUGCUUCAUGUGCUCAUGGUUGAAACUGGCUUUGCUGCCCAGCAAGCCACAGGUUCUUCCAGCACAGACAAACCAUCAUCUACACUCAUGGAAGGCACAGAGACAAGUGUGGAAGAGAACAAAGUCCUUGACCCAGACCCAUUAUCCACCUUGCCCCAUGGUUGGAAGACAGGGACAUCAUACAAGCUGCCCUAUCAACAUGCAGAGUGUAGAGGGGCAGAGUGUACAUUAGCUGGUGUUUCAAUGGGAAAAGCGCUUCUAAUUCAUGGUCUAAUUGGGAAAAACAUUCAUGCCACUAUGCAGCUAAAACCAGCCAUGUAUGCUUCGCUUGUGGAUAGUAUGUCUCAAGUUUCCUUUACCAGUCUUGCCUUUUUGUCCAGGAACUUUAAAGACACCAUAGCUUACCCUCUCCUGGCUGCUAUGAGAGCAGAACUUGGUCUUCCUCCAUUGCAUGGCCUUCCAGCUCUCUUUCCAGAAAUACAACUGAAGAUCUUAAGUUUUCUGGAUCUCCCUGAGCUGGUCACAAUGUCAACCUCUUGUCAACAUUUCCAUAGUCUAAUCAGUGACCCUUCCCUCUGGAGGCAGCUCCUGCUGAGAGACUUUGGAGGCAAAGGCACAGACAGGCACUGCAAUUGGAAAAAUGUAUACAAAGAGAGAUAUCGCUUAAAGAAGGUGAGGGAACAGCUCAGAAAUCGCAUCCAGAAUUCUUUCUACCCUCCUGGUCGACGCCCCUUUGCCUUUGUACCUCCAGUACCACUCCCUCUACCAGGCAUCUAUCCCCCUGGCUACAGAGGAGGUGACUAUGACAUCAACCCGUUUCGUUCAGGUGGUGCUCUUCCAGGUUAUCCACCCUCAGUCUUCCAGCCUAUCCCAGGCCCUCGUCACGACCCCAUCUUCCCCAACCCAGAUGCAAACCUCAGACCUGGUCACGGUGGAGGACUCAUAGACCUUGAGACGGGGAGACCACACCCUUACGCCCCUCAGCCACCUCGGGGAUUCCCUGGGAUGCCCGGGAGGAGGACUGAUGGUCGAUUCCCCGGUGGUGCAGGUGGGAUGAGAACCUUCUUCAGGUGAUGAGGAGCAGGCAUCUUCAUGGCAACGUUGAGAUGGAAGCAUCAUUACACGGUGGUGGAAGGCAUGAGCUAUCGUGACACGCCUUCAAGAAGCAUCGAUCAUGGGUAAAUUGAUGUAAAGAUCAAUGGAAGCGUGUUAUCAACUCAAUGUAGUUUCUGGAGGUGAUGAUAACUAUAAAUUGAUCAUCAUCUAUGUUCUGAAGUGAAUUAUGAAGUCGGGAGAGUAUUACAGUAAUCAUUUCAUGCUUAAUCUGACAUAUUGUUUCUGUUUUGAACAUGAUUUUGAGAUAGAAUAUAUGUGGAUUUAUAUGCUUGACAUACCAUUCGUCCAGUGAAUGAGUGUCAGAAUUCAAACCAUAGACUACAGGGUUUUGAUUGGAGCAAUUGUUGCAGGAGAGAAUGUUGGAUUACCUGAAUAUCAAUGGAUAAAUUCAUCAUUCUUUAUAAAAGAAUAAGGUCUUGGGUAGAAGUGCACUGUGUCAAAAGAUUUAUGUGCAUUAAAACUGUUCUUAUAUUUAACUUUUAAAAUGGAUGAUCCAAAUUUUUCACAAUCUGAGACUCAUUAUUUUUUUUAAUUUUCCUUUUUGCUAGGAGGGGGGGGGGGGGG